AGGGCCGAGGCCGCCGCCCGGAGCCGCCGGCGGGGCCGGGACUGGGAGCGGGACCGGGAGCGGGGCGGGCCCUGAGGGGAUUCGGCCCCGAGACGGCCCCGAGCCCGCCGGGUGAGGUCGGGGCGACGCGGCUGUGCGAGUCUGACCUCUGCCUGAGGGCACCUGGGUGGGUGGUUCGCCCCCGGAGGUUUCUGCGUGUUGGUGGUGGUAUUGCUUGCUGCGGUUCCGCUUGUUUCUAUAUACGGCGUAUCGAGCAUGGGAUAUGUACAGAGAGCGCUGUGUGGGGUUUAAGAAGACUAAAGCUUCACUAGAACGGUGACUAGAAUGGACAGUUACUUUAAAGCUGCAAUCUGUGACUUGGACAAACUACUUGAUGAAUUUGAGCAGAAUACAGAUGAAUGUGAGUGCUUCAGAACUCCUCAGAAUCCAUAUGACUCAAAGUUCUCUUCAGUCCUGGAUUGCUUGGAUGCACACCCCACAGCAGAGCUGCCAGAGGAUCCUGCUGGAUGUCCUGCCCCGGAGGAGAGCUCUCUCUGUGCCCCUGCAGGCACAAGUGACGUGCUCAGCUUCUCACCACCCAAAGAGAAGGGUGUUGCUGGGCCUGACCUCUUGUCCACUGUGGACAAAAGUAGUGCCCUAAAUGAAAUUCAGGCCUUGAGCCUGGGAAGGCGUAGCGUGCCUGUGUGUGAUCUUGUCAGUGACACAGCGAAUUUAAUCCCCUCAGUGGCUGCUCCAGAAGGGGCCCAGGAGCUGCGGCCGGAUGAGUUCCAGUGCAGCCAGGGGCCCGCUGGCUGUGGCGUGUCUUGUGUCCCCAUUCCUGCUUGUGUGACUUCACCUGGCUGCAGCAGGGCUGCCAGCACACAGCAGAGUGAUGGGCACUCGGCGUUACAAGAUUCAGGGCAUCUUACAGCAGAACAAAUUAAUAAUUUUGCUUUAAAACCAGAGAGUUAUGCUGCAGGAGCAGUCCUGGGUCUGUGUGAUGACCAACACAGGACAGAGCCUGUAAAGUGCAAUGAAGUACUCAACCACCCUGGACAAACUGCUGCUCUGGAUACUGAAUGUGUCACUGUAACAUCACAGAGUUUGAAUGCACACAGUCCCAAAGACGAGGAAGCCUGUGAAAAACUGCCAUUGGAACCGCAAGACGACAGUGCACGCUCUGCAGCAAGCAAAGAGGCGUAUGGAGGAAAUGCCAUAGGAAAGGUAGACCCAAAGGAUGGCAGCAAUGCUGAUUCCAUGCUUUCAGAUCUGCCAAAGAUCCUUCCAUUACACAACAGCAGUGCAGCAGUACCUGGAAGUUGUGUCUUAGCAGGCUCCUCGUGUCAAAUAGGAGCUGAAGUAGAAUUGGAAAAGAAAGGCACAGAAGAGAAUAUAGAUAGUGAAGAACGUAAUAGCAGUGAGAUACUAAGCAGUGUUUCCAGUUCGUGUGUGUCAGCCGAGGAUGUCCAGACGUCUCUGUCUUGUCUUUCCCUUCCUGUGUCCAUGUGUGGUUCACUAAUUGUAACAGAAGAAAAGGUUAAUCCUCUACCUCAAAAUGCAGUGGUGGAGGUUAUUAGUGAUACUGUAGCUGUCCAUGCUGGAGAGUCUAAAACUCAUCCCCCUGGCAGGGAAUCCACUGAAAAUAGUAGCUGGCAUGAGCAAGAAGAUGUAGCUGAAAUCAGUGAAAGUAUUGCAGAAGAGAGUAGGGAUGGAGAGAAGUGCAAUACUGAGAAUGUAGUUGAUGAUAGUGAAUCUCAGCAAAUCAAAGCUUUUGCUUCUGCUUUUCUAGACCUUGGAGCUGAGCCAUAUGGUUCUGGUGUAGACACUUUUUAUGAUGAGAGCAUGAGCUCUGUUAUGGCUGACUUUAGUGCUGAGGAGAAUGUUAUUAAAAGUGAUAUUCUAAUAAGCGACGCUGAGCUUGAUGAUUUCUUGUAUGGUCAAAGUCUGCAGCCCAGUGUGUUGAAGUCUUCAGACAAUGAUGGUAACUUGGUGGAAGCUGAUGCAGAUGGAGGGAGUUUAACAGAUCUGAACAACCUGGAUUUCACAGAGGUCAAUGAAGAACUCAUGCAAACAAAACUGGAGGAGCUAACGAGCAGUAAUAGUAACCUUGAAAUAUCUAUUCCUGACAGUGAAGUGGAAGCUGCAGCAGAGGUCAGCACAUCUCAAAGUCAAGGCAUGACUGAGAGUGGCAGUGGAGCUCUGGCUUCUGAUGUUUGUAUUAAAGGUGCAAGACCAAAGCAGCUGCGUGACCUUUCCCAAGGAGCUGCUGGUCAGAAACAACUGUGUAGAACAAAUAUACUUGAAAGAGAAAACCAGGAAUGCAGCUCUGUUCGCCCAGAAGCUGCCUCCUCUGACACCAGUGUAAGUGUUGGUAGUACUGACCCUGGGGAAGGCAGCUCUGAAGCUGGAGGAAAUCAAACAUCUGAAAGCAGUGAGCCAUGUAAAGCACCUGCAGCUCUGCCCUGGAAACAGCCCCUGUGGGUCCCAGACUCGGAGGCACCCAACUGCAUGAACUGCCAGGCCAAGUUCACCUUCACGAAGAGACGACACCACUGCCGAGCCUGUGGGAAGGUUUUUUGUGGUAGCUGUUGCAAACGAAAAUGCAAACUGCAAUACAUGGAGAAGGAAGCAAGAGUCUGCACUGGCUGUUAUGAUGAUAUUAAUAAAGAGGAGGCCCAGUUACUUGGGGGUGCCAGCGCUCCUUCACCAUCUGCACUGCUGCCUAUCUCAGCACUUAAACAACCUGGCCCUGAAGGGCUGUGCCCCCGAGAGCAGAAGAGGGUUUGGUUUGCAGAUGGUAUUCUGCCGAACGGAGAAGUGGCAGACACAGCCAAGCUGUCCUCAGGAGCAAAGAGGUCACAGGACUCCAGCCCAGAGAAUGCAGACCUGCCCGAGAUGCCCACGGCUGCAAACCCAGAGGAAGAUGAUGUGGUAACUGACAUAAAUGAAAAACUGAUGGAAGAAAUAGAUACGAUGACAAGAAUGGAGGAAUUACAUGCUUCUGUUCCAUCAAAUGGUGAACAGCAGGCUGCUCCAGCCCAGAGUGAGGCAGCACCCCGUUACGGAUCUGCCAGUCUGGGAGCUGGAGAGCGUGCCCCUGCAGCAGCAGAGAGCAGCCCCAGCUCAGUGGGGCAGAGCACACAGGCUGUGCCUGUCUCUGCUUCAAGUUACAGAGCACUGUGUGGGGUAGAAAACUGGGUGCGACGAGAGAUCAGCCUUCUUCCUGAUGGUGAUCAGCUGCCACCACUUCUGCUUGCACUGGGUGAAAAUGGGAAAGAUCUUCUGGUGGAGGAGCAUCCAUUUCACCAAAAGGUCACCUUGCUGCUUGAGGAAGGAGGUUCUAAUCCAUUGACUUUUAUUCUAAAUGCAAACUUGCUUGUCAAUGUGAAGCUAAUAACAUAUUCCUCAGAAAAGUGCUGGUGGUUCUCAACAAAUGGACUGCAUGGUUUGGGUCAGGCAGAAAUUGUCAUUCUGUUGCAGCGUUUGCCAGAUGAAGAUGUUUUCCCUAGUGAAAUAUUCAAAUUAUUUCUUGACAUCUAUAAAGGUGCAAUGAAAGGAAGGUUCAUAAAAAAUAUGGAAAACAUUACUUUUACAGAAAACUUUCUCAGCAACAAAGAUCAUGGAGGAUUCCUGUUUGUUUCACCAACUUUUCAGAAACUUGAUGAUCAGAUUCUACCAGAUAACCCUUUUCUUUUUGGCAUUCUUAUCCAUAAGCUGGAAAUACCCUGGGCAAAGGUGUUUCCAAUCCGUUUGAUGUUGAGACUGGGAGCAGAAUAUGGGGCCUAUCCAACUCCUGUGGUCAGUGUCAGGCACCGGAAGCCACUUUUCGGAGACAUUGGACACACAAUUAUGAAUCUACUUGUUGACCUUAGAAAUUACAAGUAUACUUUGCAUACCAUAGACAACCUGUUUGUUCAUGUGGAAAUGGGUAGAAGCUGUAUUAAAAUACCUCUGAGGAAGUAUAAUGAGGUGAUGAGGGUGCUGGAUUCCUCUAACGAACAUGUAAUUAGCAUUGGAGCCAGUUUCAAUACCGAGGCAGACUCUCACUUGGUGUGUGUGCAGAACAAGCAGGGCCACUAUCACACACAGGCCAUCAGUGCCACGGGACAGCCCAGGGAAGUUACAGGUGCAAGUUUUGUGGUGUUUAAUGGAGCCUUAAAAACAUCCUUAGGACUUUUAGCUAAAUCCAGUAUAGUUGAAGAUGGGCUAAUGGUACAAAUAACACAAGAAACAAUGGAAAGCCUACGUCAGGCAUUAAGAGACAAGAAGGACUUCAAAAUAACCUGUGGAAAAGUGGAUGCAGGGGACAUGAAAGAAUAUGUAGAUAUUUGCUGGGUAGAAAAUGAAGAGAAAACAAACAAAGGAAUUUUAAGCCCAGUUGAUGGAGAAUCAAUGGAAGGAACUCGGAGUGAAAAACCACCACAAUACAGAGGCUUCAAAAGAGAAGGAAAAGUUAUGAAGUGCACUGAAGUUUACUAUUUUGCAAAGGAUCAUGAACUCUCCAGUGCUGUUCCCCACGAGUUUGCAAAAGAGAUUGCCAUUGCCUGCAGCACUGCUCUUUGGCCUCACCUGAAAACCUUGAAAAAUAACGGGAUGAAUAAGAUAGGACUCAGAGUUUCCAUUGACUCAGACAUGGUUGAAUACUUAGCAGGAUCUGGAGGACACCUUCUCCCACAGAGCUACCUGAACGACUUGGACAGUGCUCUGAUUCCUGUGAUUCACAGUGGAAUGUCAGACCCUACAGCUCUGCCACUGAAAAUGGAAUUAGUAUUUUUCAUUAUAGAGCACCUGUCCGGAUGAGGCCAAUUACAUGCACGUACUGAUUUGCUAGAUCUGAACACCAAAGUUGUAAUGCUACAAACACUAAAAAUGUUAAAGUUUCUAAACCUUUUAUGUUUUAAUAGCUUUUCAAACUGUUUUUUUAAGGCCCCUCAGAUCCUCCCUGCGUGCUCUACCACAGAAGAGUUCGUUGACACUGAAUGCAGGUGCAGAAGAGUGCAGGCUUUGUUACUCACACAGCUGCAGCGCUUGUGGUGUGGCGUGGCUCCGAGUCACAGGAUCUCACCUCUUACCCCCACACCAGUGUGAGCUGGGGUUCUGUGUGAUCCCUGCGUGUGCUGAACGCGGGGCAGGGCUGGCCCAACCCGUGUCCUUUCCACGGGGGCUCAGACCCAGCCCUGCUGCAGCUGCCUGGAGCCCGUGGGCAGCUCUGGCAGCGCUGUGGCUGUGUGGAUGCACACCUCACUGAGGUCCUUACCUGGGGAUGUGAUGCUGGUGCUUCAGGAACAUAUGCUCUCAAUAUUUUGUAGAGUAACUGUUUUCUUUCUUGUAUUUAUAAGGAUUUAUCUAACUUAAAUGGAUGCUAUUUUUAUAAGAAGUGCUUUUUUCUUUACUCUGUGUUCAGAAUUCCAUACACAAUUUGACCUUUCAAGGAUUAGGAAAAAACAGAUUACCCUUGAUGUAAUCUACAUGUAGCAAUAAGUCAGACAUGAAUUCUGCAGUAUUUUUUCUGCUCCUGUCUACUGCUUUUGCCACAUUUUAGUAGCCACCUUUGCUUUCAGGGAGAACGGAUGCAUUAAGUCUGAAUUUUCACACACAGGUUGAUUCUAGUGGAAGGCAUCCCUGCCCGUGGCAGGUGGGGUUGGCACUCUUAAAGGUCCCUUCCAACCCAAACCGUUUUUAGUGUACCUGAGGUUCUUGCAUAGGAUGUAUUUUUUAUACUGGGUCAUUUAGAUCUAUUUAUGUAUUUGUGAUGCAUGUGAUUUGUACUAAGGUUCAUCAAACUGCGGUUGGGAUUUGGUAGCGGCCACACAACUACUUGUCAAGAACAGAACCAAAACUAAAUAUAUACAAGAUCUAUAUUGUUUUCAGUAAAAAUGCUGGUACAAUUUUAUAUUGAGAGUAUUAAAACUUGGAUGCCUUCUUGAUGCUAAUAGGGGAUAUUUUAUGUUUUUGUAUCAAAAACAAUUUGUAAUUUAACCUGAUCUGCUCUGGUGUUACGUGUGCUUUAACACUCCAGUCCUAGAAGGGUUCAGGCAUUGAGAUCUUACGCUGGAUGGAGCUGAGCUGCAUGUCAGCUUCUGUGCUGACUUCUGAGAAGCUGCUGUUGGGGAGAAGGGCUGAACGCACGCACAGUACAAACAAAAUGUGUCCUUGUUGAAAAUAAGCUGCACCCAGGCACUUGAGGGAGCCCCAGCAAGAGGCUGAAGAGUGUUUUUGGUCUGUGACAGGGCCAGGGCACCUGAAGGAGCAGCUGCCUCUUGGCACUUAACCUCUACUAACUCCUUUUCAGUAAUGAUCAAUAAAGUUAACUACAGCACUUGCAA
This is a messenger RNA of Lonchura striata (white-rumped munia), 6305 nucleotides long. NCBI's taxonomy places the organism in Eukaryota, Metazoa, Chordata, Aves, Passeriformes, Estrildidae. The record is from RefSeq and is a predicted model, not a curated record.